Phyllostomus hastatus (greater spear-nosed bat) is the source of this 953-nucleotide messenger RNA. RefSeq names its product small nuclear ribonucleoprotein D1 polypeptide (gene SNRPD1). The record is from RefSeq and is a predicted model, not a curated record. Bases 148 to 507 code for a protein of 119 amino acids. Gene Ontology annotation, cellular component: U12-type spliceosomal complex; U5 snRNP; precatalytic spliceosome. Gene Ontology annotation, molecular function: RNA binding. The transcript has 4 exons. Gene Ontology annotation, biological process: spliceosomal snRNP assembly; RNA processing. Lineage: Eukaryota; Metazoa; Chordata; Mammalia; Chiroptera; Phyllostomidae.
CGUUUCCGCUGAGCGGCCCCAGCAGCGCGCGCGUUCGUUACAUCCGAGGCCUAGGAGUAGGCGUUUCCGGUCAUUCAUAUUCCAGUCCUUGGGCCCUCGGUUCUUUUUUGUGCUCUCUGGGAUUGGAAACGUGACGGCUCCGUUAGGAUGAAGCUCGUGAGAUUUUUGAUGAAAUUGAGUCACGAAACUGUAACCAUUGAAUUAAAGAAUGGAACACAGGUCCAUGGAACAAUCACAGGUGUAGAUGUCAGCAUGAAUACUCAUCUUAAAGCUGUGAAAAUGACCCUGAAGAACCGAGAACCUGUACAGCUGGAAACACUGAGUAUUCGAGGAAAUAACAUUCGAUAUUUUAUUCUGCCAGACAGCUUACCUCUGGAUACAUUACUUGUGGAUGUUGAACCAAAGGUGAAAUCUAAGAAAAGAGAAGCUGUUGCAGGAAGAGGUCGAGGCCGAGGAAGAGGAAGAGGACGUGGCCGGGGCAGAGGAAGAGGGGGUCCUAGGCGAUAAUGUCUCUCAAGAUUACUGUUUCAAAGUGAUAUGUGCAGUGAGAUGUUAUUUGUAAAGGUUUUGUUUGUUUAUGUCAGUUUUUAAUAAACAUAAAUGUAGGCCAGCUGUCUAGUGUAGUUUUAAUAGUUCAUAUAUAUUCAUGACAUUAACACAGUAAUAGAUGGAUAUUAUUACAUGGCAGUCCCAGAGUAAAUAUUUUGUUUGCUUUACUUUGACUUCACUCUAUUAAACCUAACAGGUAAAAUGAGUUUUGUUUGUUUGUUAAUUCAGAAGCUGAAGUCCUGUGGAAUGGGGUCUAAACUUGAUUCUCCUUUCCUGAGUUUUACACCAUAGAAACUUGGGUACUUAGUAAAAGGUGAUGGUCAUUUUCAUUGGUUUUGUUGUGAUGAAUUUUUUUGGUUUUUAUAUUUUUUACUAGUUUCUCAAUAAAAUAUACUUUGACAUUC